CCCAGCCCAUCCUGACUACCAAACAAACGCAUGAUAUACACCACAAUCCCCACCGAUUUCCACCUCUCAAAAACCCUAACAACGACCAAUAGUUUACCUCUCACACACACUCCCAUAGUAGGGUUCUGCUAAACCAACCGGCGGCACCGCCACCAGCAUUCCCACGUCGGGGAACACUAGCAAUGGACUUCGACGAGUACGAUUAUUAUUUGGAGAAAACCGUGGAAGAAACCAACGGUCCUCCGUCCAAAACGAAGGAGACUAAGGACUCCGCCGAGAAAGAGAGAGACAAGGAGAAAGGAUAUCGGAGAAAAGAGCGUGGCGACGAGGACGAAGGUGAUAUUGACGAGGACGAAAGAGAUCGGAAAAAUUCCUCCAGCAAAAGGUCCCGGGGAGAUGACGAAAACGGCCGAGAUAGAGACCGCGAGAGGGAACGAGAUAGGGAUAGGGAGAAGGAGAGGAGCUCGCUCCACCGGAGUCGAGAUAGGGAGAGUGAGAGGAGUUCGAGGGACAGGGAUAGAGACAAGGAGAAGAGGGAGAAAGAGAGAGAUAGGGAUAGGGAAAGAGAUAGGGAGAGGAGAGACAGAGACAAGGAGAAGGAGAGGGAGAGGGAUAGGGACAGGGACAAGGAGAAGGAGAAGGACAGGGAGAGGAGGGAUAGGGAAAAGGAGAAGGAAAGAGAUAGGGAAAUGGAGAGGUCGAAGGAAAUGGAGAGGUCAAGGAGGAGCCGAAGCAGGUCCAGGCUCGAUCGUGAAAGGGAGAGAGAGUUGAUCAGGGAACGAGAGCGCGAGCUCGAGAUGAGGGAAAGCAGGAGAUUUAAAGAAAAGAAAGAAGCGGUGGAACCUGAGGCUGACCCAGAAAGGGAUCAGAGAACAGUAUUUGCUUACCAGAUGCCCUUGAAGGCAACUGAGAGGGAUGUUUACGAGUUUUUCUCAAAAGCAGGAAAGGUGAGGGAUGUACGUCUUAUCAUGGAUCGAAAUUCGAGGAGAUCAAAAGGAGUUGGGUACAUUGAGUUCUUUGAUUCCAUGUCUGUGCCGAUGGCAAUUGCUCUAUCUGGGCAUCUACUUCAUGGACAGCCUGUUAUGGUUAAACCAUCAGAGGCAGAAAAGAACCUUGUUCCAUCAAAUGCUUCCAGUAAUUCAAGCGUUGUGGGCCCGUAUGGUGCAACAGAUAGGAAACUCUAUGUUGGAAAUUUACAUUUCAACAUGACUGAAUUUCAGCUUAAACAGAUUUUUGAAGCAUUUGGGCCCGUUGAACUUGUACAGCUGCCUACUGAUCCUGAGACUGGACACUGCAAAGGUUUUGGCUUUGUUCAAUUUGCUCAACUAGAACAUGCAAAGGCUGCGCAAGUUCUAAAUGGGAAAUUGGAGAUUGCUGGUCGAACUAUUAAGGUUUCAUCUGUUACGGAUCAUGUUGGAGUGCAAGAUUCAGGGCAGAAAACUGCCGAUUUUGAUGAUGAUGAUGGGGGUGGAUUGGCUUUGAAUGCUCAAUCAAGAGCAAUGCUAAUGGCAAAACUGGAUCGCAGUGGGAUUGCGUCAAGUGUUGCUGGUUCCCUUGGAGUACCUGCGCUUAAUGGCGCAACUCCUGCACAACAAUCCAUAACCAUGCCCAUGGUUGCACCUACAGCAAUGUCUGCUCCGGUACUUCCAGCACAAGUUUUAAUGCCCCCAGAGCCCAUUGGCAACCCAAGCGAGUGUUUACUUUUGAAGAAUAUGUUUGAUCCUGCAACUGAGACGGAUCCAGAAUUUGAUUUGGACAUCAGGGAUGAUGUGCGUGAAGAAUGUUCAAAGUAUGGCCCGGUGAAGCAUAUCCUUGUGGACAAGAAUAGUUCUGGUUAUGUUUAUUUGCGCUUUGAGAAUGUGGAGGCUGCAGCACGUGCUCAACAAGCCAUGCACAAGCGAUGGUUUGCUCGCCGAUUGAUUUCAGCAAUCUUCUUGCAACCAUAUGAAUAUGAUGCAAAAUUUAAAGGGGCUGCUUGAUACUGUUCCGCAUGCUGGAAUCAAUGUGGAUGGAGUACAACCUUAAAGUGGAGUUGCUGAGCGUGUUUGCUUAUGGUUUCAUUACGAUGUGGAUUACAAUAACUCUACUUGCUUCACAUGUAUAAUUUGGUUUUAGAUUUGGUUAUUGUUAUGUGGUGGAUGUGUAUACAAUUUGAUCGAUUAUUUUCCCUUUGAAAUGUAGUACCGAAUAUUUUUAUUAGCAUGAUAGCAAAUGUUGUUGGGAUGGUUCGAAAUUUUCUA
This is a messenger RNA of Coffea eugenioides, 2240 nucleotides long. RefSeq names its product RNA-binding protein 39-like. NCBI's taxonomy places the organism in Eukaryota, Viridiplantae, Streptophyta, Magnoliopsida, Gentianales, Rubiaceae. Gene Ontology annotation, biological process: mRNA processing. The record is from RefSeq and is a predicted model, not a curated record. Gene Ontology annotation, cellular component: nucleus. Gene Ontology annotation, molecular function: RNA binding.